Molecule: messenger RNA, 2261 nt
Organism: Vigna angularis (adzuki bean)
Lineage: Eukaryota; Viridiplantae; Streptophyta; Magnoliopsida; Fabales; Fabaceae
Exons: 3
Coding region: 1422-2012 (196 amino acids)
Source: RefSeq, a predicted model, not a curated record
UCUUUACUUCUCUUCAAUACCACUUCAAGAAAACAUGUGAAUAAAGUUCUUAAACCCACCGAAGAGAAGAAAACGAGCGCUAAUACGUCCGCUGUGUCUCUAUUUUCAGCGGACGGCCCCACCCAUCGAAGAAGAACUCUUUAAUUUUAAUUUUUCAGAGAGAGGUUCUCCCCUAGAAAAAGAACCGCUGUGUGGUGCUCAGUAGAUUUUCUUCUCCUCACACAGUUACUUCAAGCUUUGGGCGUCCAGAGAAAUGGUUAGAACCAGAGGUGGAUCAUCUUCUCGCGGCGAUGCUUCAUUUUCUCGUGGUGAGCCUUCAUCUUCAUCUCACGAUAAAAGGAGACAACCAAAACGCGUGGAUGUUAUUCAUGAGGAGAGUAUGAGGAGCAUAACGAAAUUAUACAAUAGAGAUAUGGUGAGGACGACUAUGUUGAGAACCGUAGGAGGAUGUUCAACAACAGGAUGACUAUAGUGAGGAAGAAGAAGAAGAUGAAGAUGAUGGAUUUCUAGGAGGUCCACGUGACACCUCCUUGCUUACACAUUAUACCCAACAUGUUGCAUUUGCCAUGUGGCAAGGCCAGGUUAGUCAUCAACCUAAAUGUUAAUUGUUCAUUAAUUGUUUAUUUAUUUUUGUUAUAUAAAUUUGUGUUUUUAUGUAGGAUCGAGGGAAGAUCAAAGUGAUUUCCCAUGGUAAAAAAUUAAAACAUUUUGGAAUGUACCAUGAGGCUAUUGAGCGUUAUAUCUCCAUAUCGGGUUUGGCUUCCUUAGUCAACCUAUCGUACGAGUAUGUCGAUCAUGGAUUGAUCGUUUCCCUUGCGAAGAGGUGGCACCUAGAGACGAAUACUUUCCACCUCCGUUUAGGAGAGAUGAGUGUCACAUUAGAUGACGUUCACAAUCUGCUUCACCUACCUAUCAUGGGGCAAUUUUGUGAGGUGGAGGAGUUAGAGUAUGAUGAGGCUCGAUCUCAUCUUAUGGACUUGCUUGGUGACGAUCGCGCCAAAGUUUCAACCGAGAUGAAACAGUCACGCGGUCCAAUAGUUAGGCUAAGCUGGCUCCGCGAGGUCUACCAAGAGUGCAUUGAGUAAGAGCUUUGGGAGUGCGCUGCUCGAGCCUACUUGUUGCAUCUGCUUGGAUGCAUAAUUUUUACGAAUAAGAGUGGGACAUUGAUUCGAGUCUCGUACCUCCUUCUGUUGCGAGACUUGAAUGCUUGUGUGACAUAUGCCUGGGGAGCAUCUGCACUGGCAAAUACUUAUGAGCAGCUAGGAGAUGCUAGCUUCACUGGUGUCAAGCAGAUAGCUGAAUAUUCCACUCUUCUACAACUACAUUUUAGUUUUACAAAAUUGUUUUAAUAUAUUUUACGAAUGUAUAAAAUAAUUUAAGUAAUGUUUUUUUAGAGUUGGAUAUAUGAGCACCUUCCUGACAUGGGAAGGAGGCGAGUAUCGGAUAGGUACACAGAUCUCGAUCCAUGUGCUUCACGAUAUAUACCUCCAAGGCAAGGUUGGGGUUUGAUGGAGGGGCGGACAUAUCUGGAUUGGCUCAAUUACGAUGAUGUCAUUUGGCAUCCAUACAUUUCGCACAGACGUACUUGUCCAUUCAUGAUCAUAUGUAUGUUUUCAGGAUGGAUCCGACUAUGCGACAUGAUUCACCGACAUUUUCCUGAACGUGUGUUGCGUCAGUUCGGUUUUCAGCAGAUCAUACCACGUUCGCCUGAGAGCCUUCUGAUGCCAAACAUUCCUACGAUUGAUCUAAAUUGGCUGAGGUAUGUUGAGCAUGCCAUUACUGGUGUCGCUGAAGCUCAUGAGCCCUCUACGUGUGUUGAUGAAUACCUAAUGUGGUUUAGACGGGUAUCCCACUCGUACAUCACUCCAGCUGAUGACAAUGACCGUCCCAAUCUUGCCCUGCGCAUGAGGCGACACCUUCCAGAUGACAUCCCGAUGCCCCCAGUUCGUCGUAGACGGUCGCCUGAAUCUGGAUUGUUGGGUGGUAUGAGGCGUGUGAUCAGGAUGUUGUAGAGCAUGUUAACCUAUCGAGACGUCACAAAGGGCACUGUAGUUUAUCAGCGUACUAUUGAGGCACUUUAGGUUGCUCGUAGAUCCGUUGAGGAGUAUGAGGCUAGUACUAGUAGAGGUGCUCGUCAUGUGUGUGGACGAGCAUAUUUUCUUGAAAGGACAUUGUUAUAUAUGUUUUUUAAUGCUUAUUUAUGUAACGUUUAAUUAUACUUUGAGUAUUAAUAAUGCAUAAUUAUGUAUGAUUUUCAUAAU